AUGAAGGUCGCAAUUGCAGGACUCGGAGACGUCUCCAAGUAUCUCCUGGAAGAGCUUCCAAAGGAAGGUCAUGACCUUGUCGCCCUCACUCAAAGCCUCAAGCCGCACAUCAUGACGGUCGAGCAGCGAGUGACCGACUACUCUGUCUCGAACCUCAAGAAGCAUCUUGCCGAUUGCGACGCCGUCGUUUCUGCAAUCACCAUCCACGCCCCAGAGUUUUCCUCCAUCCACCUGGCACUUCUUAAGGCUUGCAAGGAGUCUCCAAAGUGCAAGCGGUUCCUCCCCUCUGUUUGGGCUGGAAACUAUGAAGAGGUCAAUGACCAGCCGCUCUACGCUGGUGAGGAUCUACUACCCAUCCUCGAGGCCCUCCGGGCGCAGAAAGAUGUUUACUGGACUUUCUUCUGCCAGGGAUGGAUGGUGGAUUACAUUCUCCCUUCCGAUCAACGACAUCUCGCUGAUUUCGGCAAACGAUGGGUUCAAAACUACGACACCAAGGUCUUCACCCUCUAUGGAAAUGGCGCCCAGAAGGUCGACUUUACGUCGGCCAGAGACACGACCCGUGCUGUCGGUGUGCUCCUGAACCAUGACCCCGAAACGUGGGAACAGUUUACUUGUGUCUCAGGCCAACAAAUGACCUGGCGAGAGCUCUGGGAGUUCGUUAAAGCACGGGAACCCGAGUAUACGCUCCAGAAGAAGUCACUAGCCCAGAGCAUCAAACAGUUCAUCGCAAAGAGGAGCAAGGAAGAGGUGGCUGCAGCCAUGUACGAGGUGAUGGGGCACAGCGACGCCUUGGCGUUUCCGGACGGCAAUGUAGAGCGACACCGAGAGAAGUUCUUCAAGGGCAUGAAAUUCCGGACUCCGGCCGAGCUGUAUGAUGAAGCCGUCGCAAACCCUGGGAUUAUCAUUUAA
This is a messenger RNA of Fusarium keratoplasticum, 909 nucleotides long. RefSeq names its product NAD(P)-bd-dom domain-containing protein. The record is from RefSeq and is a predicted model, not a curated record. The coding region runs from base 1 to 909 and encodes 302 amino acids. Lineage: Eukaryota; Fungi; Ascomycota; Sordariomycetes; Hypocreales; Nectriaceae. The transcript has a single exon.